Vespula pensylvanica (western yellowjacket) is the source of this 7350-nucleotide messenger RNA. It is a transcript of the gene Cac, whose product is annotated as voltage-dependent calcium channel type A subunit alpha-1. Gene Ontology annotation, biological process: calcium ion import across plasma membrane; chemical synaptic transmission. Gene Ontology annotation, molecular function: calcium ion binding; high voltage-gated calcium channel activity. The transcript is spliced from 36 exons. Bases 660 to 6830 code for a protein of 2056 amino acids. Gene Ontology annotation, cellular component: membrane; voltage-gated calcium channel complex. The record is from RefSeq and is a predicted model, not a curated record. NCBI's taxonomy places the organism in Eukaryota, Metazoa, Arthropoda, Insecta, Hymenoptera, Vespidae.
GAGUGGAAGAAGAGAGAGUGGCCAGGUGUGUCGCGGCUUCGCCGAGAAGGAGGAAGAGAACGUGGUGGAGGUCGUGGUGUGUCGUUGACGAGGAAGAAGGAAAGGAAAGAAGGUGGAGGAAGACGAGGAAGAAGAAAAGGAAGGUAGUGCUUGCUGCUCGGAGGUUGCGCAGAGAUCGCGAAAUCUCUCUCUCUUUCUCCGGGCGGUCGUUUUGCGCACGAGAAGCAAGGGAGGAGGAGGAGGAGGAGGAGGAGGUGGUGGAGGAGGAGGAAGAAGAGGAGAGCGGCCGGUGCGUGUGAAGAAGAGAAGAAGGGAGGCGAGGAGAAGGUGCAACGUGGUGUAUUUCCCUGCGAAAGGGCUAAAGUGUUCCUCUCCGAGGGAAAUCGACGACCGGGGUCGAGUGUGGUGUGCUUUUUUUAAAGUGGUGCCUCCGCACGAAGAGGGAAUCGCCAGCAGGGCAGAGGCUCGAACGCAUGUAGGAACAUGGCCGCAUCCAGCCCCUGCCUCCCUCUAGAGGUUGGCAGCAGCGCAAGAGGCGGCACAAAGGGACCCUGGAUACGCGAGUCAGUACAGGAGAAGGCAGAAGUUGGCCGGGCUGAGUGGUCGCGGUGACUGGACUAGCUUUGGAGGGGAGGUAAGAGGUAACUGGUCCGGUGGAUAUGGCGCCAGGCCGGGAUCAGGGCGGAGGGGCGGGUGGAGGCGGGGGAGCACAGCCCAAAUCGAAGGGCACUACCUCGCUGUUCAUCCUUUCGGAGGAUAACUGUAUAAGGAAGCACACCCGCUUCAUUAUCGAGUGGCCGCCCUUUGAGUACGCCGUCCUGCUCACCAUCAUCGCCAAUUGCGUGGUCCUCGCCCUCGAGGAGCACCUGCCCAAACAAGACAAGACCAUACUCGCACAGAAGCUCGAGGCUACGGAGAUCUAUUUCCUCGGGAUCUUCUGCGUCGAGGCGAGCCUGAAGAUCCUCGCCCUUGGCUUUGUCCUCCACCGCGGCUCCUACCUACGUAACAUCUGGAACAUCAUGGAUUUCUUCGUCGUGGUGACCGGGUUCAUCACGGCGUUCUCGCAGGGCAUAGAACUGGAUAUGGAUCUGCGCACGUUGCGUGCGAUACGCGUGUUGCGACCGCUCAAACUUGUCUCCGGCAUACCGAGUCUUCAGGUGGUGUUGAAGUCCAUCAUAAAAGCAAUGGCGCCGCUUCUGCAGAUCGGAUUACUGGUUCUUUUCGCGAUCGUGAUAUUCGCCAUCAUCGGUCUUGAGUUUUAUUCGGGAACUCUGCAUAAAACGUGUUACAGUAUAAAGGACAUCAGUGUGAUCGUGAAGGAGGGCGAGAAUCCGGACCCGUGCAACACGGACAUUCAAUCCGAGGCGCCGUUCGGUGCCCACGUGUGCAACGCGAGCAUCUCGACGUGUUUGGAUCAUUGGGUGGGACCAAACUAUGGCAUCACCAGCUUCGACAACAUCGGAUUCGCUAUGCUCACUGUCUUCCAGUGCAUCACUAUGGAGGGCUGGACUUCCAUAUUGUACUGGACAAACGACGCUCUUGGAAGCACGUACAACUGGAUUUACUUUAUACCAUUGAUCGUCCUUGGCUCCUUCUUCAUGCUGAACUUAGUUCUUGGUGUCCUGAGCGGAGAGUUUGCGAAGGAGAGAGAGAAGGUGGAGAACCGGCAAUCCUUCCUGAAAUUGCGAAGACAACAGCAGCUCGAGCGCGAACUGAAUUGCUACCUCAAUUGGAUCUGCAAAGCAGAAGAGGUAAUUCUCGCCGAAGAGAGGACCACGGAGGAGGAAAAAAUGCACAUAUUAGAAGUGAGAAAAAGAGCCGCGGCGAAGAAGAAAAAGCUGAAGAAUCUUGGAAAAAGCAAGAGUACCGACACGGAGGAGGAAGACGCCGAGGACGAUCAGGACGAUGUGCCUAAGAAAAAACUCAAAGGGUUCUCAAGAGCUUCCUACUUCAAGUCGAAAGUGAAAAACAAGGGAACGUGUAUGCAAUUUUGGCGAGCCGAGAAGAGGUUCAGAUAUUGGAUACGUAAUUCCGUAAAAUCGCAGAAUUUCUAUUGGUUCGUCAUCGUCCUGGUGUUCUUCAACACCGUCUGCGUAGCCGUCGAGCAUUACGAUCAGCCACAGUGGCUUACCGAUUUUCUCUACUACGCGGAGUUUGUGUUCCUCGCCCUGUUCAUGAUGGAAAUGUUCAUAAAGGUGUACGCGCUCGGUCCUCGCACAUAUUUCGAGUCGAGCUUCAAUCGCUUCGACUGCGUCGUCAUCUCGGGCUCGAUCUUCGAGGUGAUCUGGUCCGCGGUGAAGUCCGGCUCUUUCGGCCUCUCCGUCCUACGUGCCCUUAGACUCCUGAGAAUUUUUAAGGUCACCAAAUACUGGAAGAGCCUGCGGAACCUCGUAAUAUCGCUCCUCAGCUCGAUGCGUAGUAUCAUUUCCCUUCUCUUCCUGCUCUUCCUUUUCAUCCUCAUAUUCGCGCUGCUCGGAAUGCAGCUCUUCGGUGGCCAGUUCAAUUUCGAUUCCGGGACGCCACCCACAAACUUCAAUACUUUUCCCAUCGCGCUGCUUACUGUCUUCCAAAUCCUUACUGGAGAAGACUGGAAUGAGGUGAUGUACUAUGGUAUCGAGUCACAGGGCGGUCACAGAAAAGGCAUGAUGUACUCGCUCUACUUCAUCGUGUUGGUGCUUUUUGGCAACUAUACGCUGCUGAACGUCUUCUUGGCUAUCGCCGUAGAUAAUCUGGCUAAUGCCCAGGAGCUGAGCGCCGCCGAGGACGAGGAGAAGGAAGAGGACAAGGAGAAACAAUUGCAGGAACUCGAGAAGGAAAUCGAGUCCUUGCAAAAGCCGAGCGAUGGUAACGCACCGAAGGUGGAAAUCUGCCCUCCGAGUCCGAAUCAGAAUUUCAAAGACGGUAAAGGUGGAAAGCAGGCGUCCGAAGAGAAGAAGCAGGAUGAAGACGAUGACACGGGACCAAAACCAAUGCUGCCAUACUCCUCCAUGUUUAUACUAUCCCCUACGAAUCCCGUAAGAAGAGCCGCCCAUUGGGUCGUCAAUCUAAGGUACUUCGACUUCUUCAUCAUGGUGGUAAUAUCGUUGUCGAGUAUCGCGUUGGCCGCCGAGGAUCCUGUAUGGGAACACUCGCCGAGGAACGAGAUCCUCAACUACUUCGACUACGCGUUCACCGGUGUCUUCACCAUCGAGAUGAUCCUGAAAAUCAUCGAUCUCGGGGUCAUUCUACAUCCUGGCUCGUAUCUACGCGAGUUUUGGAACAUUAUGGACGCGGUGGUCGUAAUAUGCGCCGCGGUGUCGUUCGCUUUCGACAUGACCGGUAGUUCGGCGGGACAAAAUCUCUCGACGAUCAAGUCGUUGAGGGUAUUACGUGUGUUGAGACCGCUCAAGACGAUAAAAAGAGUGCCCAAGCUCAAGGCGGUCUUCGACUGCGUCGUGAACAGUUUGAAAAAUGUCAUAAACAUUCUCAUAGUGUAUAUAUUAUUCCAAUUCAUCUUCGCUGUGAUCGCGGUACAACUGUUUAACGGAAAAUUCUUUCACUGCAGCGACGAGAGCAAGUAUACGAAAAAGGACUGCCAGGGUCAAUACUUCGUCUACGAGGAAGGUGUCAUGCUGCCAGAACCCAAGAAAAGGGAGUGGACGUCUCAGUGUUUUCAUUACGACAACGUGAUGGCGGCGAUGCUGACGUUAUUCGCUGUCCAAACAGGCGAGGGCUGGCCACAAAUCUUGCAGCACUCGAUGGCGGCCACUUACGAGGACCAGGGUCCCAUUCAAAACUUUCGCAUCGAAAUGUCCAUUUUCUAUAUCGUCUACUUCAUCGUCUUUCCAUUUUUCUUCGUCAACAUCUUCGUGGCCUUGAUUAUCAUCACGUUUCAAGAGCAGGGAGAAGCCGAGCUUCAGGACGGCGAAAUCGAUAAAAAUCAGAAAUCAUGUAUAGACUUUACGAUACAAGCUCGCCCCCUCGAGAGGUACAUGCCGAAGAAGUUGAACGGCGUAAAGUACAAAAUUUGGAGGAUAGUCGUAUCGACGCCGUUCGAAUAUUUUAUCAUGAUACUCAUCGUACUAAAUACAUUACUACUAAUGAUGAAGUUCCAUCGGCAAAGCGAGGCGUACAAGAACACGCUGAAGUACAUGAACAUGUGCUUCACGGGGAUGUUCACCGUCGAGUGCAUACUGAAGAUCGCCGCUUUUGGCGUCAGGAACUUCUUCAAGGAUUCUUGGAACACAUUCGACUUCAUUACGGUGAUUGGCAGCAUCGUGGACGCACUUGUCAUCGAAUUCGGGGAGCGGUUUUCGAGUGUGCCAAGUGGUGGCCAGCUAAGCGAAAAGAAGGAGAACUUCAUCAACGUCGGCUUUCUCAGGCUCUUUCGUGCCGCCAGACUGAUCAAGCUGCUACGACAGGGAUACACGAUACGAAUUUUACUCUGGACCUUCGUGCAAUCCUUCAAAGCCUUGCCUUACGUUUGUCUCCUCAUCGCGAUGCUCUUUUUCAUCUACGCCAUCAUCGGUAUGCAGGUAUUCGGUAACAUCGAGCUGGGUGCUGACAGUUCUAUUAACAAGCACAACAAUUUCCAAAGCUUCAUUCAAGGUCUGAUGCUACUUUUUCGGUGCGCAACAGGCGAAGCUUGGCCGAACAUCAUGUUGGCUUGCAUAAAGGGUCGACCUUGCGACGUUAAAGCAGGGAAACAAGAACCAGGUGGUUGCGGUUCUAACAUCGCCUAUGCCUACUUCGUCUCGUUCAUCUUUUUCUGCUCGUUUUUAAUGCUGAAUCUUUUCGUUGCCGUCAUCAUGGACAAUUUCGAUUAUCUAACGAGAGACUCAUCGAUUCUCGGUGCACAUCAUCUCGACGAAUUUGUACGAAUAUGGGCGGAAUAUGAUCCAAAAGCCACCGGUAAGGUACUCUACAACGAGGUCUACGACAUGCUUAAGGUGAUGGACCCACCGUUGGGGUUUGGCCAAAAGUGUCCUAACAGGCUCGCUUACAAAAAACUCAUCAGAAUGAACAUGCCCGUGGAUUCAGACGGGAAGGUCAACUUUACAACAACACUUUUCGCACUGAUACGAGAGGAUCUUAGUAUUAAAAUGAGAUGCGCCAAUGAGAUGAAGCAAGCGAACGAGGAGCUCAGAGAUACGAUUCGAAGUAUCUGGCCUCUGCAAGCGAAAAAAAUGUUGGAUCUUUUGAUACCUAGAGACGAAGAGGUAGGCAGAGGAAAACUCACCGUCGGUAAGAUAUACGUCGCUCUCAUGAUUAUUGAAAAUUGGAAGACGACGAAGUUCGGUCGAGAAAAACCAUCCGGACAGAACGAUAACGAUCUUAUCGAUAACGAUAAUGCUGGGCAAAGUCCUGCAGCCCAGGCGCAAUCGACCCUCUACAACUGCCUGAUGGACAUGGCGGUGGUUAACCACACCGGAAAUAGCCACGCAACCGGAAGUAGAGCGAACAGCCUCGAACCCGUGGUACGUCCGACAACGGAGACGAAGCUCGAUCGGCACAAGGACUUUCGUGACGAGGAGGAAGGGACCUUAGGGGCCCUAGCAGCCGCCGAGCAAAGACGACAGCAUAGCAUCAGAAACAAAAAGGUGAACUGGAAGAUGUCCCACCAGUACGAUAUACUAGGCAGCAGCGGAGAGAGUAGCCAGGGAGGGGGUGGGUCUGGGGUUGUACUCGUAGUUAAUGGCGAGGAUCGCGCCCCCGAGCUAGAGCCAUUGCUGGCUGAGGUGCCCUCCCAGCAGGAUCACGACUACUACUACCAUCACCAUCACGACCAAUACUACGAUACCGACAAUGAUCAAUACUAUGACCAUCACCACCACCACCACCACCAUCACCAUCAUCAUCAUGAUCACCGACCACCCUCGUACUACCAACACCAGACCACCUACGCACCUCGCUCCUCGAUCCGUUACCACAAGGUCUCGGCUCGAUCCAAUUCCGCAAUGGAGCUGCAGGAUGUCGUAGUUAGCGACUCGCGUGCCGGUAGUAUCGAGAGUCUAACGCAUUAUGGUGAGAGACUUCACCCCCAUCAUCCUUCGACGCAUCCACCGAGACAUCAUUCGCGAUCGCCAAGCUUAAGAAGACAUUCGCCGAUCAUGCAAAGAUCGCCAUCGCCAAGGCGACACAGGCACGAUCAUCAUGGAUAUUAUCACGAAGGACCAGGCUUUAGCGACACGGUUAGCAACGUCGUCGAGAUUCAAAGGCAUCAUCAUCAUCCACAUUCCACACAAUAUAAUCGACAUAGGAUACGAGACUAUUACGACCACUGCGACUAUUACGACGAUGGUCCAUGGAGCGCUUCGACGAGUCCCGCGAGAUCACCCAGUCCGGUUCAUCGGAUAGAACGUGGGCAGCAUUACGGUACGACCAGCUUGGAACAACGCUCGAGGAGUCCAAGUCCUAUCGGUGGUCGUACACCGGCACAUCCGCAUCACCAUCAUCGUCAUCCGUCGCAUCAACACAGCUAUCCGGUUUUGGUAGCAAGAAGAGGCCGUCGAUUACCACCGACGCCUAACAAACCGUCGACGUUGCAGUUAAAACCGGCGAAUAUUAAUUUCCCAAAGCUUAACGCAUCGCCGACUCACGGACCGCACAUGGUAGGAGGUCCGCAUGUACCGGCCGUACCGGUUGGCAUGCCGCAUCCUACUACCGGUCAUAUGCAACCCCCGAUGCAACCGAGUCACUGUCCGCUCAGCUUCGAGCAGGCCGUGGCGAUGGGCCGAGGAGGUCGUCUACUUCCGAGUCCUGUACCGAACGGUUACAAACCGCAGCCCCAGUCGAAGCAGCGAAUGCCGAGGUCGAGACAUUCCGACAGCGACGAGGAUGACUGGUGCUAGCCAAAGUGGGACCCUGGACGGUGGUCCGGCGACGUGGACGCCCCCAGGCGUCUUUGGGUCUGUGCGUGAAUCGUCUACGUGAAUCGUCCACGUGGGACGUGCAUUGACUUUCUUGUCACGAUCGCGAGAACGCGAUCGAUCGAUCGAUCGAACGAGAGGAUCGACACGAAGGAUGCGGCUGACGGCUUCUCGCGAAUACGCAACGAAACGAGAUAGAAAUACAAAUAAGCCGAAAAUAGAGAGAAAGAUGUAGAGGAAGAGGGGAGGUAAAGAGAGCGUGCGAGAUUAGAAUCGAUUAGGAAAAGGACUGAUUGAAUCGGUGAAACGGAAACGAGUUUGACUCUUCGUGAACCGGAAGCAAAGUGUAGGUAAAAGUGAAAGUAAAAUAUUCUGGUGCUUUCAAUGGCGAGAAAUUAAGAGGGAAACAAAAGAGAGAAGGGAAAGAGAGUGGUUAAAGGGCGGGAGGGUGGUUAAAGGGGGUUGGAAAGAUUGCAAGAAGGGAAAGAGAAAAGAAAAGAAA